Messenger RNA from Zophobas morio, 1703 nucleotides. RefSeq names its product chitinase-3-like protein 1 (gene Cht8). The transcript has 9 exons. The record is from RefSeq and is a predicted model, not a curated record. Gene Ontology annotation, biological process: carbohydrate metabolic process; chitin catabolic process. Gene Ontology annotation, cellular component: extracellular region. Lineage: Eukaryota; Metazoa; Arthropoda; Insecta; Coleoptera; Tenebrionidae. The coding region runs from base 122 to 1639 and encodes 505 amino acids. Gene Ontology annotation, molecular function: chitin binding; chitinase activity.
UGAAAUCAAAAAGAUAAAGCCAAUAAACCCCUUAAAUAAAUAGAAGGCACGCGUACAACGAUUAACAAGUCACAGUAACUGAUUCGAUCUGCAAACAUUCGAAGCAGGGAAAUAUUUCAAAAUGUUGUUUAGGACUUUGCUAGCUCUGACGCUGGUUUGCCUCACAGUUGGAUCUGUUUCAGCUGCUACAGAUAAAGUAGUCUGUUACUGGGGCACGUGGUCCACUUACCGUUGGGGAAAUGGAAAAUUCACAGUCGACAACAUCGACCCAAAUCUUUGCACCCAUCUGAUUUAUGGGUUCGUGGGUUUGCAAGCUGAUGGGAGUGUUCGUCUUCUGGACUCAUACUUGGACGUAGACGCCAAAACGUUUGAAAAGACCAACGCCCUCAAACAACGCAAUCCCAAUCUGAAAACACUUAUUGCUAUCGGAGGCUGGAAUGAAGGUUCGGAGACGUAUUCGGCAGUCGCAGCUAGUCCCUCGAAAAGAGCCACUUUAAUUAAUAGCGCGUUGGAUUUAGUUCUAACGUGGGGAUUUGACGGUUUUGAUUUAGAUUGGGAAUACCCGAACCAGCGCGGCGGAGUUUAUGCAGAUAUUGCCAAUUAUGCAACGUUGAUUAAGGAAUUCAGGGAAGUGUUUGAUAGAUAUGGUUUGUUGCUGACGGCAGCUGUUGCCGCAGCUUCUCCUUCGGUUGACUUGUCUUACGAUGUGCCAGCACUCAGCAAAUACCUAGAUUUCAUCAACGUGAUGGCUUAUGAUCUUCAUGGCUCUUGGGAGGAAGGAACUGGUCAGAACGCACCCCUUUACGCUUCGUCUAUCGAAAAAACUUACAACGAAAGAUUGUUGAAUGUUGAUGCGGCCAUUCAGGGUUGGAUUGCUAGAGGAGCAGCCCCUGAAAAACUGGUUCUGGGUCUUGGAAUGUAUGGUAGAACGUUCACCCUGGCUGACUCUUCAAAAACUGCACUCGGAUCUCCAAUCACUGGUGGUGGAGAUAAAGGAAAAUACACCGGAGAGAAUGGAUUCGUGGGAUACCAUGAGAUCAUAGAACUUCAAAACGCAGGUGGUUGGACAACUGUCUGGGAUGACGAACAAAAAACUCCCUACACGUACAAAGGUAACCAAUGGAUCGGAUACGACAAUCCUCAAUCCAUUGCCAUUAAAGUUGAUUACGCCAAAAAUCUAAAUUUGGGUGGAGUGAUGAUUUGGUCCAUUGACACAGACGAUUUUAACGGACUAAGUGGCACCAAAUACCAACUUCUCGCAACCAUUAAUCAGGCCCUAGCCGGUUCAAAUCCAGAACCACCUCAGCCUCAACCACAACCCGAACCUGAACCUGAACCAGAACCCGAACCUGAACCAGAACCAGAACCAGAACCUGAACCACAACCUGAACCAGAACCUGAACCCGAACCUCAACCAGAACCGGAACCGGAACCAGAACCAGAACCAAGCGAUCCAACUGAUCCCACUUCCUUCUGCAAAUCGGAAGGAUUUGUUAGAGAUCCCAAUGACUGCACCGUAUUUUACUACUGCUCCCCAGUUGAAGGUGGUUUCCAGGUUAUCAACAGGAAAUGUAACCAUGGAUUGGUGUAUGAUACCGUGGCUAAUAUCUGCAACUAUCCAGCUUUAGUACAAUGCUAAAUCAAUAUUAUCAAUCUUUGUUAAUUUUGAUGUUAUCAGAAAUAAAUCUAGAUGUUAAGAGCAA